Trichoderma harzianum CBS 226.95 is the source of this 1620-nucleotide messenger RNA. RefSeq lists its product as hypothetical. The transcript is spliced from 8 exons. Gene Ontology annotation, cellular component: membrane. Gene Ontology annotation, molecular function: amino acid transmembrane transporter activity. The record is from RefSeq and is a predicted model, not a curated record. Bases 1 to 1620 code for a protein of 539 amino acids. Gene Ontology annotation, biological process: amino acid transmembrane transport. NCBI's taxonomy places the organism in Eukaryota, Fungi, Ascomycota, Sordariomycetes, Hypocreales, Hypocreaceae.
AUGUCUCACGACUUACCUACCGCCCAAAUCGACGCCGAAGAUGGCCUUGCACCCCCAGUAUCAUCCGACGGUUCGAGGGAUAAGGAGAAAGGUCUGGAUCAACGGCAAUCGGCCGCAUCAUUCCAAGAACAAGAAAACAGUCCCACAGAACAGCCUGAACAGCUCAAGAGGCACCUGCAAGGCCGCCAUGUGCAAAUGAUUGCUAUUGGUGGUGCUAUUGGAGCUGGCCUUUUCGUGGGUGCCGGCUCUGCCUUGUCAGCCGGAGAGCCAGCAUCUCUGCUUAUAUCCUUUAUUAUUGUUGGCAUCAUGAUGUAUCUCAUGAUGCAAGCUUUGACUGAGCUGGCCGUUCUCUAUCCCGUAAACGGCGCUUUUUACACGUAUAUAGUACGUUUCAUUGAUCCAUCGUGGGGCUUUGCAAUAGGAGCAGAAUAUGCGUUUCAAUGGCUUUGUCUUCUUCCAUUUGAGAUAACGGCGGCUGGAAUCACGAUUUCAUUUUGGAGAGAUGAUAUCAAUAUUGGCGUUUGGAUUGCUGUGUUCCUUGUCACGGUGUCUCUGAUACAACUGUUCGGAGUUCGUGGCUAUGGCGAAGCUGAGUUUGUCCUGAGCAUGAUCAAAAUGGUAGCAUGCAUGGGCUUCAUUAUUCUCGGAAUUAUCAUCAACUGUGGGGGUGAGCCAACCGACGACCGUGGCUACAUCGGGGCUCGGUACUGGCAUGACCCUGGCGCUUUCCGUAACGGCUUCAAAGGGUUCUGUUCAGUCUUUGUGACAGCUUCAUUUGCCUUUGGUGGCACGGAGAUGACCGGGCUUGCCGCAGCGGAAACGGCAGAUCCACGAAAGCAAAUCCCGAAGGCAGCAAAACAAGUCUUCUUCCGCAUUGCCUUCUUUUACGUGGUGAAUCUCUUCAUUUUAGGUCUCAUCGUCCCAAGCGACAGCGAUGUACUACUCGGUUCCAGUGGCGCAAACACCAAAGCAUCGCCGUUUGUUCUCGCCAUCGAAUUAGCGGGAAUCAAGGUUCUCCCUACGAUAUUCAAUGUUGUCAUCACCAUAUCGGUCCUAAGCGUGGCAAAUUCUGCCAUGUAUGCAUCUACACGCACGUUUCAGGCCAUGGCUAUGUAUAAAAUGAUGCCCAGCUCUUUCGGCUAUGUAGAUAGCCACGGCAGACCGGUCGUGACCAUCGUCUUGCAAAUUCUUUUUGGCUUGCUCGCUUUUAUCAACGAGAAAACAUCAAGCGGUGAAGUUUUAUUCUCCAUAUGCGUUGCACAUAUUCGCUUUCGAAGUGCGUGGAAGUUCAACGGUCACACACCGAAAGAGUUACCUCACCAAGCAACAUUUGGAGUGUGGGGAAGUUAUGUUGGGCCUCCGAGCGGAGCGAGUCCCAACGCAAAAACAUUCUUCAAUGCGUGUCUUGCUCUGCUAGUCAUUUUGGUUCUGUACAUAUUCUGGAAAGUUUACAGUUGGUUCAAGCACCCUGAGCACAGGCCCAUGUACGUUAAGAUCAAGGACAUUGACGUUUAUGAGGGGUUGCGAGAUGGAUGGAACGCUGGAUCAGCUGUCGAAGAGACGCAACAGAAGAAGGGCGCGGCAGGUUAUCUAAAAUCCUUUUAUCACGCACUCUUCUGA